AUGGACGACAUUCCAGCAACAGAAGUUCGCCUCAACGAAAUCCGCAUGAAACUACAGGAAGACAGUAUCUGUAGGAUCAUUAUGAAUUACUGUCAGGAUGGAUGGCCUGGUUACGAACAUCCUACGAUCACAGUCUCCACUAGGCCAUAUUGGCUGUUGAGGGAAGAACUCUCGGUGUGUCAUGGUUUGCUUAUGAGAGGAAGUAGACUCGUCAUUCCUUCAUCUAUGAGGGCGGAAAUACUACAGAAACUACACGAGGGGCACCAGGGCAUCGUGAAGUGCCGUGAGCGUGCUAAGAACUUGGUAUGGUGGCCGGGUCUAAGCAGAGAGAUUGAGGAUGUUGUGAAAAACUGUUCGUCGUGCCUGAAGCAUAGGAGAGAGAGACCAGAACCUCUCAAACCUACUGAUUUCCCUGAUCGUCCCUGGCAACAAUUAGGGUCUGAUCUAUUCUACUGGAAGGGAGUGAACUAUUUGUUAGUGAUAAGACUAUUUCUCUAG
Pecten maximus is the source of this 498-nucleotide messenger RNA. RefSeq lists its product as uncharacterized. The coding region runs from base 1 to 498 and encodes 165 amino acids. The transcript has a single exon. Lineage: Eukaryota; Metazoa; Mollusca; Bivalvia; Pectinida; Pectinidae. The record is from RefSeq and is a predicted model, not a curated record.